AUGAAUUAUUUUCAAACUGUGGUUCAAAUUUUGUUGCCGCAAAUAAGGAAAUUAAUCGAGUGGUUAAAUCUCCUUCAGUAUUUUGCCGAUGAACAAAUUAAAUGGCAUUUUAACCCACCUUCAGCACCUCACUUUGGAGGAAUAUGGGAAACUGCUGUGAAAUCCUCAAAAUCGCAUUUGAAAAGAACAAUAGGUGAUCAUAAAUUGACCCUUGAAGAGUUUUUAACUCUUAUUGCACAAAUCGAAUCCUGCUUGAACUCUCGUCCUUUGUGUCCUGUGUCGGACAAUCCCGCUGAACUUUCAGCACUUCCAGGACAUUUCCUUGUGGGAACCACUCUUUCUUCUAUACCAGAAGAGAACCUUCUAAACGAAAACAUACCCCCAUUAAAAUGUUGGCAGUUAACUCAAAAACUUUUCCAGAAUUUUUGGAAAAGAUGGGUUAAUUGA
This is a messenger RNA of Parasteatoda tepidariorum (common house spider), 447 nucleotides long. NCBI's taxonomy places the organism in Eukaryota, Metazoa, Arthropoda, Arachnida, Araneae, Theridiidae. The record is from RefSeq and is a predicted model, not a curated record.